UUCUGCUUUUGGGGCCUUCAUUCAUUUUGCUACAUGGAGAAAACACCUAGAACACAGCUGGAGGAGACGCCGGAGCUUCACAGACAGCAGUCAGGAUGGUCUAUAUCGCCGCUUUGCCUUUUGGACAUGGAGUGUCUGUCUUGACGGAGGAGGAAAGCGUGGUGGAGAUGAUAGGAAAGUACUUCUUCCAGCACAAAGCCCCGGGCCGCUUCUACAGUUCGGCCCGGGGGGGAAGCGUUGAGAGCUGCGAUGAGAGAGACGGCGGCUGGCCUUUCACAAACGUGGACGCUGGUGUGGAGGAUGAGCAGCGGCUCCUUCAUCAGGACCUGACCCGGCAGCUGGAGUCCUGUCUGACGGAAGCCAAGUCGUCCGUCCUCCGCUGCCAGGAGCUGCUGCUGCCCCGCAACGUGAUCACCCGGGUCGGACACCACAUCCUGCGCUACGCCGCCGCCGAGCCCUGCGGGCUCCGAGGCGCUUCCAUCAGGCUUUACGUGGAGGGCAAAGAUGGCCUGAAGUCUGUGGGGAGCAUCGUGCCGGACCCGGCUGUCACCCCGACCUUUGAGCUCUCUGUGGUGUUCAAGGUGGACAAGGAGGACGGCUGGCACAUCUUCAGUUCUCAGCCAGAUCAUUUUCGAGCCACUUGGUGACUUUUGUUCCAGCGU
Messenger RNA from Fundulus heteroclitus (mummichog), 662 nucleotides. RefSeq names its product DNA damage-inducible transcript 4-like protein. The record is from RefSeq and is a predicted model, not a curated record. Gene Ontology annotation, cellular component: cytoplasm. The coding region runs from base 96 to 647 and encodes 183 amino acids. Gene Ontology annotation, biological process: negative regulation of signal transduction. Lineage: Eukaryota; Metazoa; Chordata; Actinopteri; Cyprinodontiformes; Fundulidae. The transcript has a single exon.